AUGCUUGUCUCCAGUGAAGUUGCUAAGCGCCAUGCACGCAGAAUCAUCAUGAUGCAUGCGCAACACCCCUCUAUUUCGUAUCGCCAACCGGCAGUACCUGACCAGUCCGAUGAACCUGGCUCUCCCACCGAUAUUCCUGUUGCGUUUUCCGCCGCCCUCUGCUUCACGGGUCAUUGUGAUUUCGAGAACCGAUUAAACAAAUUCCCCGAGAGAAUAUUAAAUGCACGAAACUACGAGUCAAUGUCCGACGAGUCUGAGUCUAACCUCGCUUAUCAAGAACGCGCUGUCAAGAAGCCCACAAAGCAUAAUGCUCAGAGGCCCCUUCACCACGUCGUGAAAGUACUCAAACCAAUUGCGCACAAGCCCGUCAAACUCCUCAAACCUUACAGCCACAAACCCACCCAGAGAAUAGUGCCGAUGCACCCCACUUUCCCGGCUCCGAUAAAAACACUUAUUGCUACUCCUACCAAGCAACCUAUGGCAAUUUCGGGCAAACCGGCACAAGUCCCUACCAAGCUUCCCGCCCACAUCGACCCUGCUUCUGUAACACCCAAGGCGACCGCAGCUGUCGAUGAGUCUCAUAUCAAGCCAGUCGCCGCCCUUCCCGUCAGAUCAUCGGCUCAAGAUUCUCCCGUUCCUCAGCCCCCGCAUAUUGCUGCCCCUCCGGUGCAUGCCUCUACGAAGACCCCUCCUGCACCGGCCACCUCAGCGCAUGUUGUGAAAAUUGGUGAAAAACACAUUUUGAAUCAUCAUUCUGACAAGCCUCCAGCCAGCCCGCAGCAAAAAUUGAAAAGCGCUUCAAUCGCAGGGGCAGCUGCUGUACUGCCAAACCUGAAGAAGAUUGAAUCAUCCCCAGCCAAAGCUUCAACACCUUCUGCGGCCAUCAUACCCCCUAACCAAGCUCCUCAAUCGGAAACAACCCCACUACCGGUUGUUGAAGCUGAAGUGCCUCAAUUUUCUCCGCAGUCAGAGACCCCGGAAACCCAACCCAUCGCUACUUCCGAGGCUCAAGACUUAACCGGCUUACCAGCUAACUCACCCCCGUCGCAGGACUCCUCAUCUCCAAAUCCCUUGUCUUCUUCAAUAGCCGCUGAUGCGCCACAAGACUCUGAUCAGGGUGUCAAUUCUGCCUCUUCUUUUAUCUCUGAUGGCAAUGCCACAAUUGACCCGGCUACCACCGCACUGAACAUUCAGAGCGUCAACCCCUCUACUCCUGAGCAAUCUAUCCCUAUCAUUAACGGCACUCAAGACCCGGUCACCAGUGCCACCCCGCUCAACAACAGCAUGCUCAACAAUGAUACCAUGUUCAAUAACACCGCAAUGGUCAACAACUUGCAUGGCUUCAAACUAGGCGACACACCACCCAAUGUAUUUGCCGCUGGGCCUUCGAGCCAUACAAGCGCAGCUGUGGGAGGUGUUUUUGGCUCAUUGGCUUUGAUUGCCUUGGUAUUCGGUUUUUUUGUUUUGGCUCACCGCCGCCGGACUCAAAAGCCUGAAAGUGAUUUUGGGACCUACACGGACGCUCCAUCGAAUGGCUCAGCCCCUGAAAUGGCCCAGGUACACUCGGGGACUAGUUUGGGAGGUCUCCCUGGCACCCUCGAUUCCACAAUGUCUCCAGUCGACCCGGUCACCCGGUUUUCGUUAGGUGGCGCUACCCUGCUCAAACGCCUCGAAGGUCUGACAGAGGCUUUUAACACCUCCGACAACCUAGCUUCUCCUACUGAAAGCUCGAGUGACAACGAGCCCGACGAGAUGGUUUUGACUCCCACUGACGACGAAUUCAAUACCAACCCUCUCUCUAUUGGUCAACCAAAGACCGACUCGGUCGGUAACCCAAUGACUCUCGCUGGGCCAGCAAUGCUUUCUCCAUCGGGAUCAGAGAGUGAAGGUUCGCGACGUUUGCUUAUGCGAUCAGACAGCGCAGACACUGUGGACAACUUGAAUCGGGAAAGUGGAGGCACCACUACCAGCUAUGGUGGAGGCGUUAGCAGUGGCUACCAAGAAACCGUGAAGUUCGAAGAUAGUAGUGAUGACGGAAAUGGGGAUGCCGCCAAAACCGGCAUCGAACAACCCUGGUGGGGCGCUGAGCAUAAUCAAGGCAAUUGA
Molecule: messenger RNA, 2106 nt
Organism: Puccinia triticina
Lineage: Eukaryota; Fungi; Basidiomycota; Pucciniomycetes; Pucciniales; Pucciniaceae
Exons: 2
Coding region: 1-2106 (701 amino acids)
Source: RefSeq, a predicted model, not a curated record